This is a messenger RNA of Trichomycterus rosablanca, 3249 nucleotides long. It is a transcript of the gene fmnl1b, whose product is annotated as formin-like 1b. The transcript is spliced from 26 exons. The record is from RefSeq and is a predicted model, not a curated record. Bases 1 to 3141 code for a protein of 1046 amino acids. Lineage: Eukaryota; Metazoa; Chordata; Actinopteri; Siluriformes; Trichomycteridae. Gene Ontology annotation, molecular function: small GTPase binding; actin filament binding. Gene Ontology annotation, cellular component: cytosol. Gene Ontology annotation, biological process: cortical actin cytoskeleton organization; cell migration; regulation of cell shape.
AUGGGGAAUACGACAGGCGGCAUGGAUGUGUCUCCUGGCCGAGAAGUCAGAGGGCCUCAGAAUACUGUUGGGGUCUCCAAACAACCUGCUGCAGUUAAGUUGCCCAUGCCUUCAGAAGAGGAGCUUGAGGAAAGAUUCAGCCUAGUUCUGAACUCGAUGAAUCUGCCUCCUGAUAAAGUGAAACUUCUGCACCAGUAUGACAACGAGAAGAAGUGGGAGUUAAUUUGCGACCAGGAGCGUUUUCAGGUAAAGAACCCUCCAUCUGCUUAUGUGCAGAAACUCAGGAGCUUCUUGGAGCAAGGAGGAAGCAAGAAGUUUAAGAGGCGCAUCCAAGAAGCCACACAAGUCUUGAGAGAACUGGAAAUAUCCUUAAGAACCAAUCACAUUGGCUGGGCUCAGGAAUUUCUCAACGAGGACAAUAAGGGACUGGAUCUCCUUGUCGACUUCCUCGCCUUCUCCCAGCGUGCCAUGCCGUACGACCUAGAAAGCAUCGACAAUGAAAGCUUUGAAGAGAAAUCAGCAGAUGAAGGGUCUGCAAGUGCCACUAACUCUCCUGCUCAUGGAUCCUCCAAUACCAACCGUCCCUAUGCUGCACGAUUGAACUCUCUUCACAACAGAAAAACACAGAAGAACUCACAUCUGCUCAGCCAGAGAGAUCAUCUCCACCUCUGCAUCAUGUGCCUACGAGCCAUCAUGAACUACCAGUCAGGGUUUACUCAAGUGAUGAGCCAUCCGAACUGUGUCAAUCAGAUCACACUCAGUCUCAGUAACAAUAGUGCCAGAACGAAAGCUUUGGUCCUGGAGCUGUUGGCCGCUGUGUGUUUUGUUCGAGGAGGUCACGACAUCAUUCUCUCAGCUUUUAACAACUUUAAAGAGGUGUGUGGGGAGAAGAGUCGCUUUGAGAAGUUGAUGGAGUAUUUCCGGAAUGAGGAAGCUAACAUCCACUUCAUGGUGGCCUGCAUGCAGUUUAUCAACAUUGUGGUGCAUUCAGUAGAGAACCUGAACUUUAGAGUCCAUCUGCAGUACGAGUUCACACAGCUUGGACUGGACGAUUACCUGGAGAUGUUGAGGCUGAGUGAGAGCGAAAGCUUGCAGGUCCAGGUCCAGGCGUAUCUGGACAAUCUGUUUGAUGUUGGAGCUCUGCUAGAGGAUGCAGAAACCAAAAAUGCCUUGCUUGAACAUCUAGACGAACUACAGCAGAGCAAUGCCGAGCUGAGCAGCAGGUUGGAGGAAUGUGAAAAUGAAGCCAAAGAGAAAGCAGCUAAGCUGGAGAGACAACUUAUCCAGUCCACCAAGGAAGUGGAACUUUUGAAGGAGAGUCUUCGGGAAUCUUGCGCUCAGAUUUUGGCCCUGCAGCAGCGAGAGCGAGAACGAGAGAUGACCAGAGAGUUAGAGCUUGAGAGAGAGAGGGAUCGAGAACGCUUAGCGAUAGCGCUGGAACAGAAAGUACAAUCCCUGGUGGAGCAGGGGCUCAUCAGAAUGGAACGAUCCAAGUCCGGAUCUGUGGACCUCAACGUCAUACAGAACACAGAGAACACACAACUACCAUACACAGUAAUAGAUGUAGUAGACAGUCCUGUUCUUGCAUCCUCUGAACACUCACAACCUCCAGCCCCGCCCCCUUUGCCAGUCCCUGCACCUCCCCCUCCUCCCCCUCCUCCUCUGCCCCCUCCUGGAACUAAACAGCCAUCUCAAACACUAAUUACUUUUAAGACAGGUGUGAGGACCAAGAAGCCAAUCCAGACGAAGUACCGAAUGCCGCUGUUUAACUGGCAGGCUUUAAAAGAGGAGCAGGUGUCUGGAACCAUCUUCACUGAACUGGAUGAUGACAGCGUAUUAGAGGAGUUGAACAUGGAUGUUUUUGAGGAGCUGUUUAAGACUAAGGCUCAGUCGCCUCCAGCUAACAUCGGCACACUGAAGAUAAAAGUGGCCCAGAAAGCUUCCAGUAAAAUCUCCCUGCUAGAACCCAACCGGGCCAAAAACCUUGCCAUCACUCUGCGCAAAGGAGGCAUGGACGCCAACCGCAUUUGCACUGCCAUUCAGAUGUAUGAUCUAGAUGCAUUAAGUCUAGAUUUUCUGGAGCUGUUAGAGCGCUUUAUCCCAUCAGACUAUGAGCUGAAGUUAAUCCAGAAUUACGAGCGUGAGGGUCGAUCUUUGCUGGAUCUGUGUGAUGAGGACCGCUUUAUGGCCCAGUUUGGUAAAAUCCCACGGCUUGUUAAGCGAAUCAGCACACUCACGUUUAUGGGGAACUUCAGAGAAAGCGUCCAGCUCCUGCAGCCACAACUGGAUGCCAUCAUCGCUGCUUCUAUGUCCAUCAAAUCCUCCAGUAAACUGAAAAAGAUUCUAGAGAUUAUUCUAGCUUUUGGGAACUACAUGAACAGUGGAAAGAGGGGUACAGUGUAUGGAUUUCGCCUUCAGAGUCUCGACCUGCUGUUGGAUAUGAAGUCCACCGAUCGCAAACAGACGCUGUUGCACUUUCUUGUAAGCAUCAUUCAAGAGAAAUUCCCAAACCUGCACACGUUUCAUACUGAACUGCACUUUUUGGAUAAAGCAGCAGUGGUGUCUCUGGAAAGCAUUGUCAUGGAUGUCCGUGCACUAGAGAAAGGAAUGGAAGUGACCCGGAAGGAAUUUGAGGAACAGCAAGACAGUCCAGUUCUGAGUGACUUCCUGUCCAAUAACAGCAGCCUGAUGGAGACUGUGAUUAAAGAUGCAAAAACUGCCCAGGAGGCGUAUGAAUCAGCGGUGGAGUAUUUUGGAGAGAAUCCUAAAACCACCCCCCCUUCUGUGUUCUUCCCCAUAUUAAUUCGGUUCAUCACAGCUUAUAAGUUGGCUGAAAAAGAAAAUGAGCAGAGGAAGAGAGCGAGUUUUAUCAGCGAGGAGCUGACCGUGACUGACCCGGCCAAAAACAAGCACAUGGGAGACAAGGUACCCAUGGUGGCACGGAUGGCCCAGCUGGACAUGAUUGCAGAGCUAAAGCGCAGGCAGGUGUCUCCUCUGGUGCGUGAGGGCAAAGACGGUGCCAUAGAGGACAUCAUUACAGGUUUGAGAAAUCAGCCAUACAUCAGAGCAGAUGCUGGAAGACGCAGCAACAAAUGGAAACCAGCACAGAAGCUUCAAGUGUCUUCUGAUAUUUCUCUGUAAUGCACAUACGGUACAUGCAAUAACACAUUAUAAUUAAAAUUAAAGGCUAGCACGGUGGCCUGGUGGGUAGCACUGUCACCUCACAGCAAGAAGGUCCUGGGUUUGAUU